AACUGGGGGCGCUGCUUCCCCCUUCGCUACCAUGGCGGAAAGAGGUAAACAUUCCACACUGCAGGCCGCCAGCAGCUAACGGUCGGGUUUAGAUAGACCGGAGAGGAGAACCGGGACACGGGGUUCCGUCUCGUUUCGGGCGCCUCGGACCAGCCGCUUCAAUGUUUGUACAGUGGUUGCUGCCUGUGCUCUGGGCUCUGUCCGCAGAGGCCGACUUCUUCCAGUUCGACAGCAUUUCCAAUGUUUCCACUUACUAUUUUAAUUACAUUUAUUGCAAUAUAUGGGAAGGGGAGUGUCAACCCAACCAAGACGAUGCUACACAGCAAGUUCCUACCAGGGACCUUUGGGCAGGUUUUCCUCAGGACUACAUCAGCCUGCUGCAUCAGUGGUACUGUAGCGUGGGCCAGUGCUGUGACUCUGGAGACUGCAGGAUAACCAACAACAUCACAGGCCUGGCGUGGGACCUUCAGACAAAGCUCCACGGGCAGCACCUGGCUCAGUCUGUGGUUCUGAAAGCCAUCCAGGGUUUCAUCAACAACCCAGAAUCCAACAAGCCGCUGACACUCUCCUUCCACGGCUGGUCAGGCACCGGCAAGAACUUUGUGGCCCGGAUAAUCGCUGAUAACCUGUAUCGUGAUGGGGUGAAGAGUGAGUGUGUCAGACUGUUCAUCGCCCCGUUCCACUUCCCACACGCCAGACUGGUGGACACGUACAAGGGCCAGCUGAGAGAGGCGAUCCGGGACAUGGUGUUGCGCUGCCCUCAGACUCUGUUCAUCUUCGACGAGGCUGAGAAGCUUCACCCCGGCCUCAUCGAUGCCAUCAAACCCUACAUGGAUCACUAUGACAACGUAGAUGGCGUAAGCUACCGCACAGCCAUCUUCCUCUUCCUCAGUAAUAUUGGUGGAGCAACGAUCAAUGAUGUAGCGCUGGACUUCUGGCACUCCGGUCAAAAUCGAGAGGACAUCGGUAUGGAAGACCUGGAGCAUCGUCUGCGAGCUGAAACAAUAGAGUCUCAUGGUGGGUUUGCUCAGAGUGAGCUGAUGUCUGGCCACUUGAUUGACUUCUUUGUGCCAUUUCUGCCUCUGGAGUACCGCCAUGUCAAGCUCUGUGCACGGGACGCCUAUGCAGCACGAGGUCUGGAGACAGACGAAGCUACGCUGGAUGAAGUGGCCAAGGCGAUGCUGUAUGUCCCUAAAGAGGAGAGAUUGUUCUCAGCCCAGGGAUGCAAGUCCAUACCCCAGCGGAUCAACUUCUUUCUCCCCUAGAAGGAGAGACAGAGAGAGACCGGGAGGAGGUGUGAGAUUGCUUUACCAGCCCAUCUGCAUACAGAGCCACAGAGGCAAUGUCUGCUCUGCUCUACAUACUCUCCCUCCACAGAUACAAAACGUGUCUGUCCAGGUCCCUCGGUGAAGGCCAGACUGCCGGGCUGAUCCAGUAUUGGAGGGGAAAGCAGUGCAACCCACCAUGCUGACUAGAGCAGUGCCAGACAGUUAUCAUGUGCAGUGUGGCUGCUCUUCUUCACCUGCCAGGUUUGAAUCCUCACAGUAUCAAGAGGGAGGAUUAGAGAGUGGCUGUGCAGUGUAUGUCAUAGAGAGAUACUAAUACAUUCUUACUGUCACUGUUUGUCUGUUCCCUUUUGCCAAAGUUUUAGUUGCACUGUUUUUAAAGUUUGGGUAAAUUCAUACAUGUGUUUGCAUGUCAGACUUUAUGCUGCACUGAUUAUUUAUUGACAUUGACAUUUAUUUAUUUGUGCCAUAGUUGAGCAUCUUACUAUAUCAGAUUAUUUUUGUGGAGUUGUUUGAAUAUGAAUUUGUUUGCACUGUAAGGUAUUAGUAAAUAAUAAAUGCAACUGUAGUGUGAAAAGAAUGGUGUGUGUAACAGCUAAUGCACAUGGUACUGCAAAUGUUACUUGAAAUUGUUACUGGAUUUGUGUCAGUACAUGUGUCAGAAGCAACAAAUCUAUUUGAAAGUUUGAUUUUUGUGUGUAAAUAUGUUUAAUAACAGUGCUUUUACUUUUAUUUUUUAUUCUAAUUAAUUUUAUUGUUUCACAUGAACCUAAUACAUGUCUUAAUGUCGUCAUCAUUCAUACAUAAUAUACAACUGUUAAUUUGAGGCGUA
Etheostoma spectabile (orangethroat darter) is the source of this 2118-nucleotide messenger RNA. It is a transcript of the gene tor3a, whose product is annotated as torsin family 3, member A. Gene Ontology annotation, cellular component: nuclear envelope; endoplasmic reticulum lumen. NCBI's taxonomy places the organism in Eukaryota, Metazoa, Chordata, Actinopteri, Perciformes, Percidae. The transcript is spliced from 6 exons. The record is from RefSeq and is a predicted model, not a curated record. Gene Ontology annotation, molecular function: ATP hydrolysis activity; ATP binding. The coding region runs from base 162 to 1265 and encodes 367 amino acids.